AUGGGGGCAGCCCACGCGAAAGAAGGCAGCGGAGGGUACCGCAUCGUGCGGAUUUGCCCCGAGGGGCCCGCGUCCGAGUGCGACGUGGAGAUCUUCUUCGACUACAUUGUGCAGAUAGAAGACGUGAAGCUGCUGGACUCCUCCAGGAAGACCUAUGAGUCGUUUAUGCAGAAGGUGAGAGAGGGAGAAGGCAAAGAGGUGCGUCUGCUAGUGUACAGCUCUCGAUAUGAUAAACUGAAAGAGGUGCAUGUGAGGCCGAGGAGGUGGAGAGGAAAGGGGUUACUAGGAAUGAACAUAAGCUACGAAACGGCAAAUGCCAUGAAAGAAGGAGUUGAAAUUGCAAACGUUGAGGAUGUGUACGUAGACGUUAGAAGUAAAGUCACAGAAAAGGAGGACCUAAUCAUCGGGCAUGAGGAGAAUAUCCUUCGAAAUUGUGAUGAGCUUCGCACCUUUGUGGAGGCCAGCCUGUUUAGCUACCAUAGAGAAAGGAGGAGGUCUCCGCUGGAGCUGUCCUUUUAUCUGUACAAUAGGAGGAGGGGAGAUGUGAGGAGCGUCAAACUGCAGGUGGACCCCGCGUGGGGAAGGCACGGACUGCUCGGGUGCCACCUGCGUGAUGUGGACCGCGAAGUGAACCGUGCAGUGAACCGUGCAGUGAACCGCGAAAUGAACCGCGAAAUGACGAGAGAGGAGACCCCAUACGAGCACGUCAACACUGCUGAGUGGGCUACGGACUUCCCCGUUGAGUCAAUCGAACGGGGUGCAGAUCCAUCCGUGGGAAGUGGCCACAUCAGAUUUGGCCGCAAAGAAACGAACGGAGAGGAGGCGGAGGAGGGAGACCCAGAGCGCCCGGAUUAUGGCAGGUUCAAUACGCAUUAUUUUGGAAACGGCAGUGGUGCGGGCAAGUUGGGCAGCUCGCUGGGCAACGCGGCGGGGGGUGUGCAGGGUCACAGGGUGGGCGGCACGAAGAGCUACACUUUGAGUUCCACGAUAGAGGUUGAGGAAGUGGUUGCGGAUGGGGAUGCGGUUGAGGAAGCGGUUGCGGAUGAGGAAGCGGUUGCGGAUGAGGAAGCGGUUGCGGAUGAGGAAGCGGUUGCGGAUGAGGAAGCGGUUGCGGAUGAGGAAGCGGUUGCGGAUGAGGAAGCGGUUGCGGAUGAGGAUGCGGUUGCGGAUGAGGAUGCGGUUGCGGAUGAGGAUGCGGUUGAAGCUGCUGGGUGCGCGGAGGGGAACCCGGGCGUGAGUGCAGACGGCGCCCUUUCUGAUGCGUCCUCGGGGGGGGAGAAGUGGCAGGGGGAGACGCGGCGGGGGAGGCACACCUUGCAGAGUGUGCCCACCUCGCAGGAACAGCCACCCCCAGAAGAGCGAGACACACCCGCAGACAGGUACGAAAGGUACGUGCAGAAUAUAAAAACGUAUAGCAAAGAAAUGCUAGAGAUUUACAAAAGCAUGAGUGAAAAUGAGAGACUUUUGGAGGAGCUGAAGUUACGGACGAUGAGGAACUUUGCCAUGGGGGGGAAGUUGGUUGGUGGCGAAUGUGCCUACCUCGGUGGAGAGGUGAGCGCUCCUGUGGAGGGGGUCCCAGGCUCGACCCUCCCGGAAGGGGGCUCAAAUGGGAGAAGCGAAAUGGGUGACGUGGAAAUGGGUGGAGGGUAUCCUAAUGUAGGGUAUCCUAAUGUAGAGGGGUGGUCUCCUAAUGCAGGGGGGUGGUCUCCUAAUGUAGAGGGGUGGUCUCCUAAUGCAGAGGGGUGGUCUCCUAAUGUAGGGGGUUGA
Molecule: messenger RNA, 1767 nt
Organism: Plasmodium vivax (malaria parasite P. vivax)
Lineage: Eukaryota; Apicomplexa; Aconoidasida; Haemosporida; Plasmodiidae
Exons: 2
Coding region: 1-1767 (588 amino acids)
Biological process (GO): Golgi organization
Cellular component (GO): Golgi apparatus
Molecular function (GO): protein binding
Source: RefSeq, a predicted model, not a curated record